AUGCCAGGAUCACAUAUAUCAAAAUAUUGUGCACUGUCCUGGGAACGAAUCUCCAGCAUUGGAUCUGCAGAUGUUAGACGAUGGUGCCUCCAGAGAAUUCCCAUUUUAAACUGGGCUCCCAGUUACAGCUUACGGGACAACCUGUUUCCAGAUUUUAUAUCAGGGUUAAUGCUGACAGUCCAACAAGUGGCACAAGGUCUGGCCUUUGCUAUUAUGUCAUCAGUUCACCCAGUCUUUGGUCUGUAUAGUUCCCUUUUUCCACCAUUAAUUUAUGCCAUUUUUGGUACGAGCCAUCAUGUUUCAACAGGAACAUUUGCGAUCACUUCCUUAAUAUCAGCGGGUGCAGUUGAGCGGCUCGUUUCUUCAAACAAUGACAGCGCCACUAAUGGCACGCUAGGAGUUCUGGGUUUAUCUGACUUUGAAAUGCAGAGGAUAGGAGUUGCUGCAGCUGUUACUUUUCUAGCGGGCAUAAUCCAAAUUUCCAUGUUUUUGUUGCAUCUGGGGGGUGCAACAUGCAUCUUAUCAGAACCUGUGGUUAGCUCAAUGACAACAGGAGCAGCGACUCACGUUGUGACAUCCCAAGUGAAAUAUCUAUUAGGAAUGGAGAUGCCAUAUAUAUCUGGACCACUCGGGAUGUUCUAUAUUUAUGGCUACAUAUUAAGCAACAUCAAAAUGGUCCAAACCAAAGUGUUGCUUUUUUCUAGUCUUUGCAUUGUGAUUCUCGUUCUGGUAAAAGAGUUAAAUGAACAAUUUAGAAAUAAAAUCAAAAUGAUCAUUCCAGUUGAUCUGGUUUUGAUAAUCACAACAUCUCUUGCAUGCUAUUUUGCAGAUAUGGAAAAUGUUUAUGGAGUAAAAGUUGUGGGGCCUCUUCCAAAAGGAAUACCAUCGCCUCAGGUUCCACCACUGGGCAUUUUGUCAGACGUUGUGACUGAAGCCUUCAGUGUUGCACUGGUUGGGUACACAGUAUCAAUAUUCCUUGCUUACAACUCGGCAAAAAAAUUCAAGUACACCGUUGAUGAAAAUCAGGAACUCCUUGCCCAUGGACUUAGCAAUAUUAUUCCAUCAUUUUUACUCUGCAUACCAAAUGCUGCAGCUCCUGCCCGUACAUUCUUGUUAUAUAACAAUGGAGCAAAGACGCAGGUAGCCUGCUUGAUAUCAUGCACUAUGGUGCUCCUGGUGAUUUAUUUCAUCGUUCCCCUCUUAUACUGGUUGCCAUUGUGCGUUUUGGCAUCUAUCACCGUUGUGGCUUUAAAAGGAAUGCUCAUUCAAUUCCGAGACUUAAAAAAAUAUUGGAAUGUUGAUAAAAUGGAUUGGGUGAUAUGGAUAUUUACUUAUUUGGUUACCAUAUGCUUUGCUGCAAAUAUAGGGUUACUUUUUGGCGUUGUCUUCAAUAUUUCUUUGGUUAUUUUUCGCUUAACUAGAGGAAAGACACUACAUUUCAUACAAGUGGAUAACAACUGCAUUAGGAUGUCUGUCAAUGUGCAAUCAGAAUCCUAUCUAAAUGCGAAGGUCAUUUCCAUGAGAAAGCCACUAUUCUUUCUCAAUGCCCAAAAGUUUCAUGAUGAAAUGAUGAAAAUAAAUGAAUAUGUCUACGAGCAAAAAGCCAGUCUUUUACUGAAUUCAUGGACUGACGAAGACUGUAAUGGGAAAGCCUCAGUUUCCCAACUCCAGAGUAAUGAAAGGAGCAGCUUAAUUUUAGACUGCAGUGGAAUUACAUUUUUUGAUUUUACAGGAGCUGCGGCCCUCGCACAGAUUUGCUUGGAAUUAGACCGGUAUGACACAGAUGUCCUACUAGCGAGCUGCAAUGUGUCCUUAGUGAAAGCUCUUAAGUAUAGAGGAUUUGGGAUUGAACAUCUGCUGCUUUUUGACUCUGUACAAUCGGCAUUGCAUGCCCUUCAAAUAAAGGAGAAUGGUACAAGCUUGGAGGGAACUGACUCGUCAGAUGUAUAGAAGCUUUUGAAAAAGAUACCACUGUUGGAUUUUACUGUGAUGUUCCUGUCAUUGUUUGGAAAUUCUAAGGCUCUUUCUUCCAAAUUACACAUUACUUUUUCAAAUUGUAAUAAAAGAAAAGAGUGUUGUAAUGUGUAUAACACGUUUAUAUAACUAGCGAUUCUAAUAAGUAG
Molecule: messenger RNA, 2123 nt
Organism: Spea bombifrons (plains spadefoot toad)
Lineage: Eukaryota; Metazoa; Chordata; Amphibia; Anura; Pelobatidae
Gene: SLC26A7
Product: solute carrier family 26 member 7
Exons: 18
Coding region: 1-1950 (649 amino acids)
Biological process (GO): transmembrane transport
Cellular component (GO): membrane
Molecular function (GO): bicarbonate transmembrane transporter activity; chloride transmembrane transporter activity; oxalate transmembrane transporter activity
Source: RefSeq, a predicted model, not a curated record